This is a messenger RNA of Aspergillus nomiae NRRL 13137, 2582 nucleotides long. RefSeq names its product RNA-binding protein. Gene Ontology annotation, molecular function: mRNA binding. The coding region runs from base 182 to 1393 and encodes 403 amino acids. The transcript is spliced from 5 exons. Gene Ontology annotation, biological process: mRNA splice site recognition. The record is from RefSeq and is a predicted model, not a curated record. NCBI's taxonomy places the organism in Eukaryota, Fungi, Ascomycota, Eurotiomycetes, Eurotiales, Aspergillaceae. Gene Ontology annotation, cellular component: cytosol.
GAAUUACUCUUUUGUCAUUUCCACUUGAACGAUCAUACCCUUCUUUCCUUGACGAUUCCAACGAAAUUCCACUCGCACGGACCGUUUUCGGGAUAGAAAAGUUUUUUUGUUGUUUAGGUUUCUACUCCUUUGCCUGAAAUUUGAGAUACCGUUAUAGUUACGAACUCGGAUUCACGUCAAUAUGUCAUUCCAGAACUUCGAAUCGUUCCAAAACCAGCACCCAGCGGCCGACGCUGCCGCUGCUGCCCCCGGCGCACCUGCUACUGCGGAUACCAUGGCCGGCCAGGCCGACCCUACCGCCGCCCAAUUCCAGGGCCCUGCUCCUGGCGAGCCAACGGCCGCUCCCGUUCAGCCCGCUCAGGAGGGCAAGACCACUCUCUGGAUGGGUGAGCUUGAGCCCUGGAUCGACGAGAACUUCGUCCGCAACCUCUGGUUCCAGAUGGGCGAGCAGGUCAAUGUUAAGAUGAUCCGCGACAAGUUCUCUGGGAGCAAUGCCGGCUACUGCUUCGUCGACUUCUCCUCUCCCGCUGCCGCCGCUAAGGCUCUGUCGUUGAACGGCACUCCUAUGCCUAACACCAACCGCCUCUUCAAGCUGAACUGGGCCACUGGUGGUGGCCUCGCUGACCGCAGCCGUGAUGACCGUGGCCCCGAGUACUCCAUCUUUGUUGGUGAUUUGGGCCCUGAGGUCAACGAGUAUGUACUCGUGUCCCUCUUCCAGAGCCGCUUCCCAUCUUGCAAGUCCGCCAAGAUUAUGACCGACCCGAUUAGCGGCAUGUCUCGUGGCUACGGCUUCGUUCGUUUCUCCGAUGAGAAUGACCAGCAGCGUGCUCUGAGUGAGAUGCAGGGAGUCUACUGCGGCAACCGUCCUAUGCGUAUCUCCACCGCUACUCCCAAGAACAAGGGUCCUGGUGUCGUUCCCGGCGGUAUGGGCAUGCCCGGUCCCGCGGGAAUGUACCCUCCCAUGGGUGCUCCUCCCAUGGGCUUCUACGGUGCUCCUCAGCCCAUGAACCAGUUCACUGACCCCAACAACACAACUGUCUUCGUUGGUGGACUUUCCGGCUAUGUCACCGAGGAUGAGCUUCGGUCUUUCUUCCAGGGAUUCGGUGAGAUCACUUAUGUCAAGAUCCCUCCCGGAAAGGGCUGUGGUUUCGUCCAGUUCGUUCAGCGCCAUGCCGCUGAGAUGGCCAUCAACCAGAUGCAGGGUUACCCCAUCGGCAACUCGCGUGUGCGUCUGAGCUGGGGCCGCUCUCAGAACAACUCCGGUCCCGCCGGAAGCCCUUACCGCCCAGCUCCUCCUCCGCCUCCCAUGUACCCUUCUAUGGGCAUGCCCCCUGCCCACCAGUAUGGCGGCUUUGCGCCUAUGAAGGUUGGUGACCCUGAAGCUACUGCAUGAGACUCCGCGGUACCUAGUGCAAGCUAGAUUGUUAACGAAAAUAUCUAGUAAAAAAAAGCGUUCCUUUUUUUGAAAGCCACAGCAGGAGUUUUGCGUCAUUUCAAUGAUGGGUCUUUUGUGUUAUAACAAGUCUGCUAUCUAUCUCUGCGAAAGCUCCCUUCUAUAGCUCUGGAUGGGCAUUUUCUCCUGUGCUACGUAUUUCAUUACAUCUGAGCGCUUUUUCAUUUCCUUUCCACUUUUUUGUUAGCAAGAUUUGAGCUCUUAUUUCACAAACUAUCCUGCUAUUUUUUCUUCUUGAUGCCUUGUUCAACAAACCCCUUCCGAAUUCGUUUACGUUCUCCUUUUCCAAAUGCCCCCUUUGCCUUUCUAUUACGUUUGUGGUCCUAGGCCCACCUUAUGCGUAUGACACCUGAUCGAUUCGUUGGUGCGUGUCUUUCCCCUUAUAUCCUUGGGCAGGCAUUCUGCGAAAAGUUCCUAUUCUCGAGCCUUUUCUCAUGAAGCAGUCAAAUUGAAUUAUGUUUCCCUAUGAGGAUGUUGCGUCUUGCUUUCUGCUAGAAUGGCGGUCUGUACAACACUGUUUCCCUUCAACAUCUUCUUUCCUAAGUGCAGUUCACUUUAUGGAGUCCAAUGCGUUCUCGCUCGUUCAGUGUCUGUCUUUUGUGGUUAAGGCGACCUAUUCUCUGGCUCGUCUGUUCGCCUGCUCUCGCUGCUGCAUCUGGAGUGUCAUCAUCUGGGGUUGGGUCCUCUCUCUUUUCUGAAUCUUCGUUAUUGUAGCUACUGGAGCUGGAACAAGGCUGACGGCUGUUCUACCUACCCUGGUGGAUCUUCAGUUGAAGGCUACGCUGCAUGUUUUCUCGGACGUUGGUGGCAAUCUGUGACAUCGUGACUAUGAUCUGGGCGUUCUCGUAUUUAUGAUCCAUCCUACGUAAAUUCGCGUUUUCUUUGUUCUCUAUCCUUGGCGCGUCCCAGGUGCAUCUGGCCAAUUUGUAUUUCAGUCUCUUUACGGAUGAUUCCCCCUUUCGCUACGCAGUGAGCUGUCGCAUCUAUAUGUUAAUUCAUGCCCUUCCCUGCGAUGCUGACCACGCUUGGAGUCGAAUAAUCGCAAGACCAUGGGCCUCGAUCGUGUAUAUGUUACUAGAUGGCCAGGCUACCCAACUGAACGGGGCUUUUGUUCCUAAUCUCGCUUUAU